AUGUCACAAAACCCUCAAGGAUACAACAACAGCCCCACAAUUACAAAUCAAAAUGAAACCAACCCAGCAGCAAGUCACUACUCACCACCACCACAAUCAUCAUCACCAACCUCCCCCUCAAACUCAAAUGAGAGGAGAUCAGGGAGGAGGAAACCCAUAGAGCCAGGGAGGUUCCUUGGAGUGAGGAGGAGGCCAUGGGGGAGAUAUGCAGCUGAGAUAAGGGACCCCACAACAAAAGAGAGGCAUUGGCUUGGGACCUUUGACACUGCCCAUGAAGCUGCUUUGGCCUAUGAUAGAGCUGCUCUCUCCAUGAAAGGAACACAAGCCAAAACCAACUUCAUGUACACUGCCACAACCACUUCCCUCUACACUCCCUUCCACACUACUCAACCCUUGUUCACUCCACCAUUAACAGUGGCCACUCCUCCUCCUCCUACUACCACACUCCCCAUGCAGCAACCAACCAAUCACAACAUGCCAGGUAGUACUCAUCAUCAUCAACAUCAUCAACAUCAUCACAAUCAAAGUGGCCAUGAAGGCACUGUUGAAAGUGACUUCUUUUUCUCUGAUGAUACCAAGUCUGGGUACUUAAGCAGCAUAAUCCCUGAGAGUUGCCUCAUCCCCACUUCGUCGACGCGCGAUCCUCAAGGCAAAGAUACCACUGGUUGCAUCCCCCAUUCUCUAACAAGUGGGUCAGUUUUGGACUCACAUAGUUGUGGUGCAAUGGGUGCAAUGAGCUCAGAGGAGUUCCCUACAUGGGUGGAUCAUAAGCCCUUGUGGGAGUAUAACAAUGCAUGUGGGCUCCCUACAUAUACAUCAUCAAGUGAACCUGCUUGUAUGGAUGAGUCUGGCUCUUGCUUGAUGCAGGGUAAUGCUAGUUAUGGAUCAUAUCCUCAGGGUUUGGAGACAUACUCCUCGUCGUUUUCGUCUUCUUCGUCGUCGUCGUCGACCGAUUUCGUAGACUUGGGUUAUUCUCUUUUCUGA
Ananas comosus (pineapple) is the source of this 984-nucleotide messenger RNA. Its product is annotated as ethylene-responsive transcription factor ERF086-like. NCBI's taxonomy places the organism in Eukaryota, Viridiplantae, Streptophyta, Magnoliopsida, Poales, Bromeliaceae. The transcript has a single exon. The record is from RefSeq and is a predicted model, not a curated record. Gene Ontology annotation, molecular function: DNA-binding transcription factor activity; DNA binding. Bases 1 to 984 code for a protein of 327 amino acids. Gene Ontology annotation, biological process: regulation of DNA-templated transcription.